UGCUUUUCUUUACCAGACUCCAGACGCACAGUUCACACGGCCGUAGGAACACACGCAGCUUCUCUGGGUUUAGUUUGUCACAGCACUCUGGGACUCAGCCUGACCCAACCCAGCACACAUUGACUUCCACGUUAUGCAACAGCACGGCAAGCACGUGAAGGCCGCACGACACCAUCGGUGCCGACAGGCUGAUUUCUUCCUUAUCUAUUUAUUGUGUCCAGUCUGCACUCAUCGAAAGCCUGAUCAAGCAAAUCUGGUGAGCAGCAUAAUAAAAUGGCUAAUCAGGUGAAUGGUAAUGCGGUACAGUUAAAAGAAGAGGAAGAACCAAUGGAUACUUCCAGUGUAACUCACACAGAACACUACAAGACACUGAUAGAGGCAGGCCUCCCACAGAAGGUGGCAGAGAGACUUGAUGAAAUAUUUCAGACAGGGUUGGUAGCUUAUGUCGAUCUUGAUGAAAGAGCAAUUGAUGCUCUUAGGGAAUUUAAUGAAGAAGGAGCCCUCUCUGUAUUACAGCAAUUUAAAGAAAGUGACCUGUCGCAUGUACAGAACAAAAGUGCAUUUUUAUGUGGAGUUAUGAAGACCUACAGGCAAAGAGAGAAACAAGGCAGCAAAGUACAGGAAUCAACGAAGGGACCAGAUGAAGCAAAGAUUAAGGCUUUGCUAGAGCGGACUGGUUACACUUUGGAUGUAACUACAGGACAGAGGAAAUAUGGGGGUCCUCCUCCAGAUACUGUAUAUUCUGGUGUUCAGCCUGGCAUUGGAACAGAGGUUUUUGUUGGUAAAAUUCCUCGAGACCUUUAUGAAGAUGAAUUGGUACCGCUCUUUGAGAAGGCUGGUCCAAUUUGGGAUCUACGUCUCAUGAUGGAUCCUCUUUCUGGUCAAAACAGAGGUUAUGCUUUCAUUACCUUUUGUAGUAAAGAUGCAGCACAAGAAGCAGUCAAACUGUGUGACAACUAUGAAAUCCGUCCAGGAAAGCACCUUGGAGUAUGCAUCUCUGUGGCAAACAACAGGUUAUUUGUUGGGUCAAUUCCAAAGAACAAAACUAAGGAAAACAUAUUGGAAGAGUUUGGUAAAGUCACAGAGGGUUUGGUGGAUGUAAUUUUGUAUCAUCAACCUGAUGAUAAAAAGAAGAAUCGAGGAUUCUGCUUCUUGGAAUAUGAGGAUCACAAAUCAGCAGCUCAAGCUCGCCGACGCCUGAUGAGCGGGAAAGUAAAAGUUUGGGGAAAUGUUGUUACAGUGGAAUGGGCUGAUCCAGUAGAGGAACCUGAUCCAGAAGUUAUGGCAAAGGUUAAAGUUUUAUUUGUAAGAAACUUGGCCACUACUGUGACAGAAGAAAUUCUUGAGAAAUCCUUUUCUGAAUUUGGAAAGCUGGAAAGAGUAAAGAAAUUGAAGGAUUAUGCAUUUGUUCAUUUUGAGGACAGAGGUGCAGCAGUGAAGGCUAUGAAUGAAAUGAAUGGGAAAGAGAUAGAAGGGGAAGAAAUUGAAAUAGUAUUAGCAAAGCCACCGGAUAAGAAAAGGAAAGAACGUCAGGCUGCCAGACAGGCCUCCCGGAGCACUGCGUAUGAAGACUAUUAUUACUACCCUCCGCCUCGCAUGCCACCUCCUAUGAGAGGCCGAGGCCGUGGAGGACGAGGUGGAUAUGGCUAUCCCCCAGAUUACUAUGGCUAUGAAGAUUAUUACGAUGAUUACUAUGGCUAUGACUAUCAUGACUACCGUGGUGGCUAUGAAGAUCCCUAUUACGGCUAUGAUGAUGGCUAUGCUAUAAGAGGAAGAGGAGGAGGAGGAAGGGGUGGGAGAGGUGCCCCUCCACCACCUAGGGGGCGGGGAGCACCACCACCAAGAGGUAGAGCUGGCUACUCACAGAGGGGGGCACCCAUGGGACCGCCGAGAGGAGCCAGGGGGGGGAGAGGGGGCCCUGCGCAGCAGCAGAGAGGACGCGGUGCUCGUGGAGCCAGGGGCAACCGUGGGGGCAACGUAGGAGGCAAGAGAAAGGCAGAUGGGUACAACCAGCCUGAUUCCAAGCGCCGGCAGACCAACAACCAGCAGAACUGGGGCUCCCAACCCAUCGCUCAACAGCCGCUCCAGCAAGGUGGUGACUAUGCCGGUAACUAUGGUUACAAUAAUGACAACCAGGAAUUUUAUCAGGAUACUUAUGGGCAACAGUGGAAGUAGACAAGUGAGGAGGGAUUGAGAAUAUUGGAAACAUAGAAUUGGCUAUAGCUCUACAUCUUUCAAAAAAAAAAAAAAAAGAAAAAAAUUGGCUUAAUGUUUCAUCCUUCAGUAGCGAUUGGCUGCCAUUUGUAUUGGGCUGAAGAAUCACUAUUGUGUAUAUACUCGAGUCUCUUAGUUUUCUUUUUUCAUAAACGCACUUGGACAUUACUGGGCUUGCAGAACUCCUGAACUCCAUAUGGGGUUUCAGCGCUUUUAUCAUUUUAGGCUUCAUUUUAGCAGUUUAAAAGCAGGAAUGGCACACUGUUCAAUCAUGAUUUUGCAGAACCUCUGGUUUUGGACAGUUUCUAUUUUUUUUUUAAUUUUUUUUUUUUUUUUAUUUUUUUUUUGAUUUGGGAUAGACUACAUAGGAGUAUGCUGUACAUAAAAGUAAAAGCUAGUGCUUUGUCUUAGUAGUUUUAAGAAAUUACAACAAAUUAAGUUUUCUUGUAUUGAAAAUAACAUGAUUGUAUGUUUUGCAUUCCUAGAAGUAGGAUAACUGUGUUUUUAAAUUGUUAUAACUUCACACCUUUUUGAAAAUCUGCCCUACAAAAUUUGUUUGGCUUAAAACGUCAAAGCCGUGGCAAUUUGUUCCUUGAUGUGAUUGUAUUUCCAAUUUCUUGUUCAUGUAAGAUUUCAAUAAAACUCAAAAAUCUAUUCAAAACAUUACCUAUUUCAAAUUCAAUUGUGUCCUAAAACAUUAUUUCAUUGGUAAUUCUUGUGAAAAAUAUUGUUUUCAAAGUAUAACUGCCUAUGUGAGUGAUCAAAUUCAUGCAAAAUUUCCUGUGCUUUCCAACAUGUAGCACUGUGGACAUCAGACUGAAAACUAGGAGAAAUUACAGACAACCCAAAAGGCACUCACUGUCUAAUUGCUGUUCAAUAAUUUAUCAGCAUCUAAUUUUGAAACUUUUUUUUUUCCGAUUUAAAAGUGUUGAAUUGUAUCCAAGCAUUCACAGAGAUCUAAAUUAAAUCUAGUCUUGUAAUGUGGAGCAGGAAACAGAUCCUACAAUGGUGUUAAUUUUGUACCUUUGAUGAUGUCCUGUGGAGUCCCUGUGGAGGCUGUUCUGGUAGGAUCCAGCCUUAUUGUAUAAUUGAGCAUAUAAGCACACAGGGAAAUUAUUUUGAUCUCUAAGCAUCUUAGUCUAAUCUAAAAUAAUACUUGACCAGGAAUGAGAAUUACAACUUGGGUGCUGUGGCACACUAAACUAACUUCUUGCUACAGAUAACACAAACAUGCUCUCCAGAUUCUGCUUAUUUCUAUCUUGACAUUUUAAUUUGAUGUUCUGCCAUGAUGAACAAUUUGCCUUAGAAUUCUCCUGCCUUAUAAUAAAGGCUGUUUAAAAAUUUAAGACUUUAUCUUUUGAGGGCAUUGCUAGCUACAUUAUAUUAUGUGUUGCUUUGACCCUUGUCUUGGACAUUCCCAGAUGUCAAUUUUAACUGGCAAAUCAUGACAUUACUCUUGUGUUGCAUCUAAGCCAUUCUGUACCCCAAUGAAGAACAUUUGCUUCUCAAGAAAAGAGAGAAACAAACGGAUUUAUACUUUCUCUAAAGAAAACUAUUGCCGGACCUCUAAGUAUCCAAAUCCAAUACAUUGCUCAUACUUGAUUUACAGCAUUCCAAACACAGACUAUUGAGGAAGUUAAACUUCAUACUCCUCCCUUUGUCUUCUAUUCCUGUCUGGUGUCUCAAGUGUGUUAUGUCAGAAUAUACCCAGUAAGAUGAGCCUGCCCACUCUGCUGUGGAUCUGGAAUGGGAUUGCAGGGUUUGAGUUGUGACCUGAAUCGAAGAUGUUUAUCUGCUUCUCAGAAAUGGCUUUGCCCAUGGCAGGCUCUUCCAGUUAAUAGAAUUGGUCAUAAGUAGCUUAAAAGUGCUUUUUAAAAAAAAAUCAAUAUCUAGUAUGUUGGGGUUUGGGUUUUUUUUCCCCCCACUUCAUAAAGUUAAUGGGGCCAAACCAUGUCCUCUCUGUUUUUACCUGAGCAGUGAACUCAGAGGGCUAUUGCCUGACUAUAUAUCCAGGCUUUCACUUGUGAUAAGGAUGUGGCUUGUAAUUCUGUUCUAACACAAAAGUUUUGUUGCCCUAUCCAUAUGACUUUCUGGUAGUUUUACAGCUGCUGUAGUGCUGAGCAGAACCCUGUAGUCCCAAUAAGUAUUGGCUUUUUAGUAUUCAUUGUAAAGGGAGUCUAGUACAAGGAGCUUAAUUGGAAUCAUGUUUCAAGUCCUCUCCAUCUUGGAAGAAGGUAGUGUUCCCAUAUUGCACGUUAGCCUAGGAGAGGUGAGGUGCUAGUAAAUGCUGUGGGGGGAGUGGGGAGGAAGUGAAACACCUCAGUUAUAGUGGUUACAAAACAGCUGAGAAACAAAAAUGUUUAAAUUAUCUUCCUCGAGAACUAAGGCUGCGUCUUGGAUUUACUUUUGCCCAAAUCACCAUUUAUACUGGUAGUUUUAUAAAAUAUGAAGAGUGAGCUAAACAGUUUUAUAAAUGAAAAUAACAGUUAAACUCAGUAGAAGUUUAUAUUUACAAGAUACAUCGAGUUCUUUGAUUUAGAUGGUUUAUGGCUACUCAAAUUCACCUUUUAAAUUUGCAGCAGUACUUUUAUUUAAUGCUUAGAUAAGGUGUGCUCCAGCUUACUUGAAUAGUGGUGUGUGCUGAACUUGAAGAACUUAAUGAAAUGAUGGAAAAAAGUUACCAAGCAAAGAUACUGUAGUACAGUGUAAAAAAACUACCAUGCCUGACUCAAGGGAAGAAUUUCUCAGCACAAUUUUGACAUCUAGUUAAAAAAUAAAUUUAAAUUUACUCUCGUGCAUUUCUUUUGAUUGUUUCUUCAGUCUAACUUAGCAAAGAUCCUCUAUAAUAUGUUGAAAAUGGAUUUCAACUUGCACACCAAUAUUCAGCUUUUAUGAGUGUCCUACUGGCAUUGGAGGAGGAGCCAUGAAAUGGAGUUUUAGUAAUCAUUUGAUCACUCAUUUAUAGCAGUUGCUUAAAUGUCUGUAUUGAUAAGGUCUUUGACUUAAGAAGCAAGUUACCAGAUUCCUAGCAGUUCCAAAACUUGAGCAAAAUACUUUUACAGCUACUGUGUUAUUAUAUACUUAAUUUCACUUUAUUAACAAGUCAGUUUGCUAAACUCAAUUUAUAAUUUUACUAUUUCAUUCAACGUAGUUUGCAUUUUUUCAGAGUGUUAAAAGGUUAAUUUUUUCUAGCAAUUGUUUAUUUUUAAAACUCGGCUUCUGUAGUCUGAUUAUUAAAAGAUGACAACUGCAUUGCUUAAACCUUCCCAAAAUAAAAUUGAAGUAGAAGAUCACCGCAUGAUUUGGUGACUCUGUAUAAAAACCUGACCACUUUUUGUCCCUUCCAUGUUUGGACAUUAAGCCCAUUUCUGUAAUUUGAACUACGCAGAAAAUAAAAUACAGAGGGCACUCUUAUUAUAAGGCUAGGAGAGAUAUAAAUGUGAAGUGCUGAGCAAAAAGUCUUAAACCUCAAAAACAUUUGGUACCAAGACCUAUAGACCCUACUGAAUGAAUGUGUUUUCAGCAAGACCUAAUUGUUACCCAAAAAUGCUGGUGGCCCAUCCAUAGAACAGCAAGGACCUAUCCUAGAAAUCAGUCAUCAGCAAUCUUUGAUUAUGCAUGACCUGAGGUGGAGUAUGUGUGUGAUUAAGGAUUGCUUGGACGUGGAGGUUGUCAGUGGGAUUCUGUCAUUCACAUGAACUAUGUGAGUAGCUCAGAGCCUUAUAGAAAGAGUGUACCACGUUGUGUUCCUGUUUUUUUUUUUCUAAAACAACAACCAAAAAAAGAAGUUAGAGCUUCUGUUAACUUAGAAUUUGAAUGAAGCUGUUGUAGUUUGUUGGCUUAAAUUGUCCUUUUGAAACCCAGAGCAGUUUUGUUGAGCAUGUAUUAGUUGAUAAAAUGUUUAGAGUAAGAGAGAAAAAAAAAAUCACUUGUAGUAAAGGGAAACCAUAAGCUUUUGGUCUCAUUCAAAUAAAAUAGUCAAGGUGGAUCUGCGAUACUUGGUUAUUGAUCAGGAACUUCUGAAAUUUUAGAACAGGAGAAUCCCUCUGAAGAAAUGUUUUAACAACUUGGAGGUUACCAGAAGCUCUGAAAGACAGUUCAGAAUAUAUUUUCUGAUGUCCAGAAAUCUGCAAGUGUCAAUUUUGUAUUUUAACUCCUUCCUUUUACCUGACUAUCAGGGAAGCGUGGUUGAGGCUGACCUGACAUGUCAUGAUGUCGACUUGCUAGGUGGGGUUCGCAGGGGACAAUAACCUUGGAGUUAUCGGUAAGAAACCUUUCUUUCUCAUUUCCUUCAGUAAGCUGAGAGGGUUGGUGUGGGAGGAGGGAGGAUAUGAGCUCCACAGACCUGAGCAAUGGAAUAGCUUUCAAAAUCUGCCAUUACCAUGGGAGAGAUUGCAAGUGUGGAAGGUAAAGGUUGAGAUUAAAUUUGUCCAAGAAAGGCAUGGCAUAGGUUCUUGAAAUUGAUUUGAAAAUAAAGAUGGCCUGCACUUCAGAAGAAAGGUGGAUGCUCUUUAAGGGUGCUGGAAGCAUAAAACAUUUUGAACAUUUAAAUUUUUCCUCUCUAAUUAAAUCCAGGUAUGGGUUGGAUUUCUUUCCCCAACUGUGGAAAAGCAAAGAAUUUGCAGCACACUUCUUCAAAGUUUAAGAAUGCUGUUAAGAAAUGUGUCCAAGUAGAUCUCUGGAAAAUAAUAAAAUUUUGCCUUGAAAAUAACAAAACUGGCAUAUCAUGAGUUUGAAUCAUUUACAUAUUGAAUAUGAUAAUGCUUAGAAGGCACUAAUUGAGAGAAAAUGGCUUUUGUACCAAAGGACAGUUGUAGUUGAUCCCAUUAUAAAAUCCCACUGGAUUUUAAUAAUCAUCUCUUUUUGUGGAGGGUAUAUGUUGAUUCUAGACAAACAAAUAGCAAAAGCUGAAGAACAGGUUUGCAAAUCAAAUACUUGGACAUGUUGAAUUCUUCAUGGCACCUGCUCAUCUUGCACCUUUCCUCAGCCAGCAGACUUGUCUUUUCCUGCUUGUUCAUGCAGUACUUGGAAAGGAGCAGAGAAGUUGGAAAAGCUUACUAGGCUAGAGGAGCAUUCCAGGUGCACUCAUUGUUUACCGUGGGACUGAAUAGCAUGCCUGUUCUGACACCAACUGCAGAAGAAAUGGGCCUGGUGAGUAGAGGUAUUUUGUAAGGGUUUUUCAGAAAUGAAGUAUUUGUUUAAUUCCAGAUAAACUUCACUCGGCAUACUGCGACUUGAGAACAGUUAUGAUCACACAAAGUCAUCAGUGGUGUUCACUUGAAAGAUGGUAAACAGAAAAAAGAGGAUCUCUUAAUUCUGGAUUUUCCAAUCUGUAUGUCCCAUAGAGCUGCUGAUAGUGAGUGCAGUGGGAUGUGUUGCACAUGCUCAGGUGGCCUGUCUCUGGGAAAGGAAGCAGAUGGCAAGGUCCUUACAGGAGAAAGAAAACACUGAAAAGCAGACCAAAUUCCAGUUCUGCCCUUCUUGCUUCAGACACAAGCUUCACUUUUUUCCUACCUAAGCACCAGUGAGCAUACAGUCUUCUCACUGGAUUUUCCUGUUGAACUUCCUGCAGAGCUUGUGUAAGUGUAGGAUACACAGUUUUUUCCCUGUUUUUCAAUCUUCACUGCAGCCUGUGAGAGGUGAUUGUAUUUCCGUUUUAAUUUCAAGGAAUGAGCAUCCAUUGCAUCAGCACCUGUUCACAUGACAUUAUUCUUUCUGACAUGCCUUCAGACAUUUCAGAUUUGGUGUGCAGAAGGUGCAUACCCAGCUGGAAUUUCAGAGGAGCUGUGGUGUAAGCAUUAAUUUCAUGAUAAGAAAGGAAUCUAAUUCUGGAGAGCUUUCAGCUGUCUUAGCAAUGGAUGCUUCUUCCUGUUCUGAAGUUCCCUGCUGUGCUGCUUUAACUGCUGCAGAAAAAGGGAAGUGAAAAGCUGCAUGGGCUAAAAGUCCUGUGAUUAAAAAUAGUUGCAGUUCUUAAAAAAAGCCAAAACCAAGCAAACAACCAUUACAAAAAAUCCAAAGUCCCAAACAAGGAAAGACAGCAUGGCUGUGCUCACAGAACCCUGUGGACUGGGCACCUUUUCCUUCUCUCCCUGGGGAGGACAGAGGAGCUGCAGUAGUGUCCUUGCAGGUAGGUGUUGGCUGGUCAGGUUUGGGAGACACCCCCCUAAUGCAGCAGUUCAGGAACAGCUGGAUCAUUUUUCAGUAAACAUGAGUUAUUGGCAGGGAUGGCUCUAGUCUGACAUCAGGUCUGGGGCCUUUCACCAGUGUUUGCUGCUCUAGGAAGAGGAAAAGAGCUGUGAAAUCUUUCUGCUUUCUGUUUUUGCUGGUGUGGCCACUUCUCAGGUAUUGUAUAAAUCUGUUCAUACUGCCGUGGGCAUUGUCUGCCCACUUUGGAAGUGUCCUUGAUGCAAUAUCAGGAAGGUUAGAGUUGAAAAGGGCUGUGGUGAGGUGUUCAUGGAACUCUGCUGGAAAUCCAGAGAUCUUGUACAGGGCUGAAAAUUAAGCCAGGAGAAUAUUAACACACUGGCAUUCUGCAAGUCAAGUUCAACAGAGU
Sturnus vulgaris (Common starling) is the source of this 8767-nucleotide messenger RNA. The record is from RefSeq and is a predicted model, not a curated record. Lineage: Eukaryota; Metazoa; Chordata; Aves; Passeriformes; Sturnidae.